AUGAGCGCGUCUGUCCCAACCACCGAUAGCAUCCCAACAGCUCGGCAACCGGAUAUUGAAUACCACCCAAAUUACGACAAGUAUCUGCAACGCACAGCGAGACGCCUUGCUGAGAACCCGGAUCUUCCCAACACACCUCUUCCCCCUGGAUUCCCGGCCAGGGUAGACGGACCUAUUGUAUGGGAAGGCAAAGACUGGACAAGCGAGAAGCAGUGGGUCUAUGUCUUGAGCGAGGAAGAGUUGAAGGAGAUCGACGGCGGGUUGGCUCAUUUCAAAGGACUGAACCUCGAACUGGGGCAUGUUGGAAAGGACACCUUCCCUCUUCCGACUCUCGCACCCAAGCUCCAUGAACUGUGCAAAGAACUGUAUUCAGGACGAGGUUUCUUCGUCCUGAGGACCGUUCCCAUCGAUAAUUAUUCUCGGAAAGAUUUGGCAAUCAUCUACGCAGGUAUCUCGUCUCAUGUUGGUUUAGGACGGGGGAAGCAAGAUGGCACAGGUGCUGUGCUUGCACACAUUAAGGACCUCACCGUCAGCCACGCGCACGAAAAAGGUGGCAUCGGGAACUCUGCCUAUACAACCGACAAGCAGGUCUUCCACACCGACGUCGGCGACCUCAUCGCCCUAAUAUCCCUAGAAGUCGCAGAGAAGGGCGGUACAUCCAGGAUAAGCAGCGGUGCGCGGGUCUACAACGAACUUGCAGCCACACGUCCAGACCUGGUCCAUACCUUGUCUGAGCCGUGGGCCUUGGACAGCUUUGGGGGUGAUCCCGGAUAUACUACCCGACCUGUCCUCUAUUAUGAGGAUGGGCAUGUUAUUAUACAGUAUUCGCGGCGACAUUUCACUGGAUAUGGACUGCAGAAACGCAGCGCCAAUAUCCCCCCAAUCACUGAGGCGCAGGCCGAAGCCCUCGACGCUGUCCACUUUUUGGCGGAGAAAUACUCUCUCGGCCUCAAUUUCCAGAAAGGUGAUAUCCAGUAUAUCAACAGUCUAGGGUUGCUGCAUGCUCGGGACGCUUUCACGGACAGCAAGGAACACACACGACACCUCAUCCGCCUUUGGCUUCGAAAUGACGAGCUUGCUUGGAAAACACCAAAAUUAUUGCAACCAAUUUGGGAGCGCUUGUACUCCAUCUCGCCAGAGCAGCAGCGUUUCGCGCUGGAACCUGAGAUUAGACGAAAGGCAAAUGGCGCGACCAAGUAA
Molecule: messenger RNA, 1200 nt
Organism: Cyclocybe aegerita
Lineage: Eukaryota; Fungi; Basidiomycota; Agaricomycetes; Agaricales; Hemipholiotaceae
Source: the annotation of a GenBank genome assembly